UGACAGAAUGAAGCCAACGUUCCAUUCUUGGUUGUCUCCUCUUUGUGGUGGAGCGGAACUAGCAGCCGUGCAACCUGAUGAGGGCCAAGUGACCUUUGAGGAUGUGGCUGUGUAUUUCACAGAUGAGGAGUGGGCUCUUCUCGAUCCUGACCAAAGAGCCCUGCAUGUGGAAGUUAUGGAGGAGAACUGUGGGAAUUUGACCUAUCUGGAUAAUGGUUGGGACAGCAAGAAUGAGGAGCAAGAAGAUAGAGUAUUACUGGAAAGUGCCACAUGUAUAGAAGAACAACAGCAGAGCAAGGAGACUGAGGAAAAAGAGAAUAGGAACACUGCUUGGCCUACUUCUCAGGGUGGUGAUGUCUAUGAAAUCCCAGACCAGGAAAAAACAGAUAAAGGGAAAGAAGUCUGUGUGUGCCUGGUAUGUGGGGAAAGUUUCAACAGUAAGUCUAACCUUAAAGCUCAUGUGAAGAUGCAUAAAGAGGAAAAACCAUUUAAAUGCUCAGACUGUGGGAAGAGCUUUUCUCAGAGGAAAGGCCUUAUUCGACAUCAGAGAAUUCACACAGGAGAGAAACCCUACACCUGCUUGGAGUGUGGGAAGAGCUUCCGUCAGAGUGCGGCUCUCAUCACACAUCAGCGCAUUCACACAGGGGAGAAACCAUAUACUUGCUUGGAGUGUGGAAAGAGCUUCUGCCAGAAGACGACGUUGGUUCGCCACCAGAGAAUUCACACAGGUGAGAAACCAUAUGCUUGCCUGGAAUGUGGAAAGAGUUUUAGUCAUAGAUCACAGCUGACGUCUCAUCUAAGAGUCCACACAGGAGAAAAACCAUAUACGUGCUUGGAAUGUGGCAAGAGCUUCAGUCAGAAUACAAACCUUACUUUACAUCAAAGAACCCACACAGGGGAGAAACCAUUUCGAUGCUUGGAAUGUGGAAGGAGCUUCAGUCAUAGUUCAACUCUCAUGGCACAUCAGAGAACUCACACAGGGGAGAAACCAUUUACGUGUGUCGAUUGCGGACAGAGCUUUGCUCAGAAUGCAAGCCUUAUUUUCCAUCAAAGGACUCACACAGGGGAAAAACCAUACACUUGUUCAGAAUGUGGAAAAAGCUUUAGUACAAGCACAAGCCUCACCUCACAUAGAAGAAUCCACACAGGGGAGAAACCAUAUACUUGUUCUGAGUGUGGGAAGAGCUUUUGUACAAGUACAAAUCUUGUUACGCAUCAAAGAAUCCAUACAGGGGAAAAACCAUUCAAGUGUUCUGAGUGUGGGGAAAAUUUCCGUAAAAAAGCACACCUCCUUCGGCAUCACAUGACACACACAGGCGAGAAGCCAUAUAAGUGCUUGGACUGUGGGAAGAGCUUUAGUGAGAAAAGGAACCUCAUUUCUCAUCAGAGAAUCCACUCAGAGUAUUGGAAUGGGGAUCCUCGAAGCACUAAUUGGGUUCCUUCCUCUCUAAAUUCAGAGAUUCUCCCUAUUGCCCAGGAAUCAAGUUCUUUCCAGAACCCUCUGAGUCAGAAAUCUAAACAAGUAGAAAGUCUAGAGUGUUUUACUCUAUUUCUAAAUGAAUAGAAAGGUCAUUUGUCAAACCUUACUUGGUUACAAAACUUCAGUUUUAGCAAAUAGAAGAGGGGAAAAAAACCUAAAUUAACUUUAUAAAUAAACUAAAGUUUGAAAUAAUAAUAAAACAAAAAGAACAUUGGCAAAAACAUUGAUUUAAAUGUAAAGGUUGGCAGGAUUGUGGGGCACCUCUUAGGUGUAUCUCACACUACACAGUUAUAGCCUUGGGAUCCCAUUUUAACCGUCAUGGCUAAAUUCAGCAGAAUCCUGGGAUUUUUAGUUGGCUAAGGCAUUGCAGCUCUUUGUCAGAGAAUUCAAAUAUUACACAAAACUACAAUUCCAAGGAUUCUGGAAAGAUGGGAAAUCAGCAGAUAAGACUAUUGGGUAGAUAAGAGGACCAACAGAAGACACUCAUUAGGCUUCUAUAGCAUGUUUUCCAUGGAGCUUUUAUACAUAUUGUAUCUUUUUAAACUAGUUGUAAAAGGUCUGUUCUUGCAUGUGUUACUCUGGACACAUACUGCUGGGAAAAACAGAACUCAAACUAAGAUCCUGUUCACCAGUUCCGCAGUGUAAAAUUAUCAGCUCUGUUACAUCAGAGUUGCAGUCCAGUUGUACAAACUGGGUGUACAAUGGGUGGUACAGCUGUGCACUUUUUAGUUGUAAGAGAAGGAACCCAGUCCUCACAUCCAUUGUAAAGCACUGUGCUUCCAAAACCUCCUGGGCAGUCCAAGCACUGGUGCAAUGGUUUAUGCUGGUGUAGAAUGUCUGCAAUCAUGAGCAAGUGCACACUCUUACCUAACCUUUGACAAAGUGCUUCUGUAACCUUAUUAAUGAAUAACAGCAUUGAUGUCUGCAACAACAACAAUUCUGGCCUGUGAGUGCAAUCCUAUACCUAUAUCUAGUCUAUCCUAUACCUAGUUACCUGGGAAUAUGUUUCACAUGGCAUAGAAUUAUAUAGUUGAAAGUGACCACAAGGUCCAUCCAGUCCAACCCCCUGCCAUGCAGGAACACAGUAUCAAAGCACCCCCAACAGAUGGCUACCCAGCCUCCUUUUAAAAACGAAAAAAGGAGGCACCACCAUAGUUGGAGGCGGCAUAUUCCACUGUCAAACAGCCCCCAAAGAUCCAUCUCUAGGAGGGAUGCACAGAGAAUCCUCCCCCUUUCUUCUUCCCCAUAGAAUCGUAGAGUUGACAGAGACCCCAAGGACCAUCCAGUCCAACCUCCUGCCAUGC
Sceloporus undulatus (fence lizard) is the source of this 2784-nucleotide messenger RNA. RefSeq names its product zinc finger protein 501-like. Gene Ontology annotation, cellular component: nucleus. The coding region runs from base 8 to 1564 and encodes 518 amino acids. The record is from RefSeq and is a predicted model, not a curated record. Gene Ontology annotation, molecular function: RNA polymerase II cis-regulatory region sequence-specific DNA binding; DNA-binding transcription activator activity, RNA polymerase II-specific. The transcript has 3 exons. NCBI's taxonomy places the organism in Eukaryota, Metazoa, Chordata, Lepidosauria, Squamata, Phrynosomatidae. Gene Ontology annotation, biological process: regulation of transcription by RNA polymerase II.